AUGGUUGAGCCGGUCCCUGAGUCCAUCAACUUUCCCUCUGAGGAGGAGAAGAUUCUGCAGCUGUGGAAAGACAAGGACUGCUUCCAGGAAUGCCUCAAACAGUCCAAGAACAGGCCUAGGUACACCUUCUAUGAUGGCCCUCCUUUUGCAACGGGUCUUCCGCACUAUGGGCACAUUCUAGCCGGCACCAUCAAGGACAUUGUUACUCGCUUUGCUCACCAGAGCGGCUUCCACGUGGACCGGCGAUUUGGCUGGGACUGUCAUGGCCUGCCUGUGGAAUAUGAGAUUGAUAAGACUUUGGGGAUCAAAGGGCCUGAUGACGUGGCCAAGAUGGGCAUCGACGAGUACAACAAGCAAUGCAGAGGCAUUGUCAUGAGAUACGCCGGCGAAUGGGAGACUUCAGUGAGGCGAAUGGGAAGGUGGAUUGACUUCAAGAAUGACUACAAGACUCUCUACCCAUGGUUCAUGGAGUCUGUCUGGUGGGUGUUCAGUCAACUGUAUGACAAGGGUCUAGUUUACAGAGGUGUCAAAGUCAUGCCUUUCUCCACUGCCUGCAACACCCCCCUGUCCAACUUUGAGUCCCACCAGAACUACAAGGAUGUUCAGGACCCGUCUGUGAUCGUCAACUUCCCAUUGGUUGGGAAUGAGGAUGUGGCUUUGAUCGCCUGGACAACCACACCCUGGACACUGCCAAGCAACCUGGCCCUCUGUGUGAACCCGGAGUUCUUGUAUGUCAAAGUCAAAGAUAACACCACAGAGAAGACCUACAUCAUGAUGGAGGCCAGGCUGGGAGCUCUGUUUAAGUCUGAGAGCGAGUACACUAUCCUGGACAAAUUUCCUGGCAAGACGCUGAAAGGGAAGAAAUACAAGCCUCUUUUCCAGUACUUUGCCAAGUGUGGGGAGCAAGGAGCGUUCCAGGUGGUGACUGAUAACUACGUCAAGGAGGAAGAGGGUACAGGAGUGGUCCACCAGGCGCCUUACUUUGGAGCUGAUGAUCACAGGGUGUGCACAGAAUUCAACAUCAUCCAGAGGGACCAGGCUCCUAUCUGCCCUGUGGACGCCUCGGGCUGCUUCACUUCAGAGGUCACUGACUUCGUGGGACAGUAUGUCAAAGAUGCCGACAAGAAUAUCAUCAAGUGGCUGAAGGAGAAUGGUCGCCUCGUCAAUGCCAGCAGUUUCAAACAUAGUUAUCCCUUCUGCUGGAGGUCUGACACGCCUCUGAUCUACAAAGCAGUCCCCAGCUGGUUUGUCCGAGUGGAGCACAUGGUGGACAAACUGCUGGACAACAACGGCAAGUGCUACUGGGUUCCAGAGUUCGUGCGUGAGAAGCGUUUCGGGAACUGGCUGAGAGACGCAAGAGACUGGGCAAUUUCCAGGAACCGUUACUGGGGCACGCCGAUCCCUCUCUGGGUCAGCGAUGACUUCGAAGAGGUGGUGUGUGUCGGGUCCAUGGCCGAACUGGAGGAGCUGACCGGAGUCAAAGUAACUGAUCUACAUCGGGAGAGCAUUGACCAUCUGACAAUCCCGUCACGGUGCGGUAAGGGCGUGCUCCGGAGGGUCACAGAGGUGUUUGACUGCUGGUUCGAGAGCGGCAGCAUGCCUUACGCCCAGUCUCACUACCCCUUCGAAAACAGAAAGGAGUUUGAAGACACUUUCCCCGCCGACUUCAUCGCUGAAGGCAUUGACCAGACGAGGGGAUGGUUCUACACCCUGCUGGUGCUCUCCACUGCGCUAUUUGGCAAACCGCCCUUCAAGAAUGUCAUUGUUAACGGAUUGGUACUCGCCAGCGAUGGACAGAAGAUGAGCAAGCGCAAGAAGAACUAUCCAGAUCCAGGGCUGAUAGUGCAGAGCUAUGGAGCUGAUGCCCUCAGGUUGUACCUCAUCAACUCUCCCGUAGUGAGAGCAGAGAACCUGCGUUUCAAAGAGGAGGGGGUGCGAGAUGUGCUGAAGGAUGUCUUCCUGCCGUGGUAUAAUGCCUACCGCUUCCUGGUGCAGAACGUACAAAGGUUACAGAAGGAGGAGGAGAUUCAGUUCCUGUACAAUGAAAACACGGCGAAGCAGAGUGACAACAUCAUGGACAAAUGGAUUCAGUCCUUCACGCAAUCCCUCAUCCAGUUCUUCAAGGCUGAGAUGGACGCUUACCGCCUGUACACCGUCGUGCCUCGCUUGGUCAAGUUUGUGGACAUGCUCACCAACUGGUACGUCAGGACCAACAGACGCCGCCUGAAGGGAGAGAGUGGCACAGAGGACUGCCUGUGGGCGCUGGAAACCCUCUUCAGCGUUCUGUUCUCCAUGUGCAGGCUGAUGGCUCCCUUCACACCCUUCAUUACAGAGAUGAUGUACCAAAAUCUGCGUCACCUCAUCGACCCCGCCGCUGUCGAGGAAAAGGACGCCAGCAGCAUUCACUAUCUCAUGCUGCCCCAAGUCAGGGAGAGUGUGAUUGACCAGCGCAUUGAGAGCGCCGUCUCUCAGAUGCAGUCUGUGAUCGAGCUCGGCAGAGUUAUCCGAGACAGGAAGACCCUGCCCGUCAAGUACCCAUUGAAGGAGGUGGUAGUUAUUCAUCAGGAUCAGGAGGCUCUGAAAGACAUCCAGUCCCUGCAGAAAUACAUCCUGGAAGAGCUGAACGUGCGACAGUUGACGCUGUCAACAGACAAGGACAAGUACGGCAUCCGUCUGAGAGCAGAGCCAGACCACAUGGUGCUGGGCAAGAGACUAAAGGGAGCCUUCAAAGCCGUCACUGCUUCUAUCAAGGAACUCACUAGCGAGCAGCUAGAAGCCUUCCAGAAGACAGGAUCCAUCACAGUGGAUGGCCACGAGCUUCAUGAAGAGGACCUGAGGCUCAUGUACACCUUUGACCAGAGCUCUAGCUCCGCUGCACAAUAUGAAGCACACUCUGAUGCACAGGUCCUGGUGCUGCUGGAUGUCUCACCAGACCAGUCCAUGCUGGAUGAAGGCGUUGCCCGAGAGGUCAUCAACCGUAUUCAGAAACUGCGCAAGAAGGGCCAUUUGGUGCCAUCCGAUGAGAUAACUGUGCACUACCGCUGCCAGCCAGAGGGGGAAUACUUGGACUCUGUGAUCCAGGCACACACUGACUUCAUCCUGGCUACCACCAAGGCUCCACUGUUGCCCUUCCCUGUCCCCAAGACUGCCAGUGUCAUCAUAGAAGAAAAGACUCAGCUGAAGGGCUCAGAUUUAGAGUUAACCAUAAUAAAGGGAUCUUCAGCCCCUCGUGCUCCACUAAAUGGACCAGCUUGCUCCUAUGUGAACAUCAGGGUGAACGUCAACAACAAGGAACAAGAGGGGGUGGUGUUGUUGGAGAACCCCAAAGGUGAUAACAGACUAGACCUGGACAAGCUGAAGCGAGUGAGCAGCAGCAUCUUUGGAACCAAUAACACCCUGCUCAGAUUCUUCAAUGGCAGCACUGAGUUGACCAGCAAAAUGGACCUCCAGGCUCUGAGCGGUAAAACUUUGACCGUGACCUCAGGCUCUUCCUCCCCUGGCCCCGCCCCUGCCCCCACCACCGACACCCUCCUGUGCCCAUACGUGAACCUGCUGCUCUGCAACGCACAACCAGCCGAGUGUCAGACAGGAGAGGUGGGCACCCUCCUGCUGAUGAACCCAGUGGGUCAGAAUGGACUCGACUACUCAGGCCUGCUGUCUGAGGCUGGCAAGGUUUUCGGCCUCCGCAGCAGACGGCUCAGACUCUACCUGGACCAGGACCUUACCCAGGAGGUACGAGCUGAUUCAUCAAUAAAAUCUCUUGACACCAAAACUCUCUUUGUGAGAGUUCUUCCAACAACCGCUGAAGCAUAAAUCCAGAGAAGCCAUCUAAGGAUCUUGACAUUAAAAUGGACAUCGAUCAACAUUCGUCUCAGACGCCUUGCAGGUUCCCCAAGUUUUUUUUACCACAGAAAUCCCACAUAUAUCUUCUUUUGAAGUACAAUUCAUGACAUUGAGUGGCAUCAUUUGUUUCAGUCUUUUGAUGUGGAGCAGAUUUGUCUGUCCAGUUUACAACUAGCUAAACCAUGAAGUCUUUAUCACCAUGUUUUUAAAUUUCAUGAGACAAUUUAAGCGCAGAAUUGGCACCGAAAGAGUUUCUAGAGAUGUGAUGAUAUCUCCAAUUAUUCAUCAUGUUUAGCCAAAACUUACAGUACUGUUCCUCCUGUUUCUUUCCCUUGUGUCUUUAAUUUGUCAGCAAUAACAUGUGACGGUUUUCUCAGAAAGCACAGUGUGUUGCUAAGCUAUGUUUACUCUGGACAGAUAAAAAAAGUAACAAGAAACAAAGUGGAUGCUUUUCAAGAACAGAAUAAUUAAUCAUAUAUAACUGCUGAAUACACCUGCUGGAUAUAUACUGUUUGUAUGAAAGUGUGGCUGCUCAUGUAAAAUGGGAUUUCAUCAAACUACACCAGAAAGAAAUUCCAAAGGCCGACUUACCUCAGAUUUAAAGACUUUUUUUUUCAGUCAUGUUUCAUAACUCUUCAUGGAAAUAAGGAGGGAGCUGUCUAACCUGUCUAGCUGUCAAUAUUAACAAUGGUUGUCAUUUCUUUAUUAUGCUAAUGAUACAAAUUAUGCAAGCUACUUCCCUUCAAGGCAUAUUUGAGGUGAGCUUAGUCCAGAGUAAUUAUGGCUGUGGCUCAUAAUUGGGAAACCAAUUUGGCCUAUUGUGCUCACACACAUUUUUGAAUUUAACAGAUAAACCUAUUCUGUUCAUUGCAUUGGGAAUCCUUUGACAAUUGUAAAGGCAUUUAAGAGGUGAAAUGGAUUUUCAGGCUGCUGUACCUUCAGGACAAAAGGGUUCUGUCAGAAAAAGAGCAACAAAUGGAUAAUGUACUAUUUUAGGUGACAAAUUGAAUAAAUCAAAGGUGACUAAGAAUCA
Acanthopagrus latus (yellowfin seabream) is the source of this 4876-nucleotide messenger RNA. RefSeq names its product isoleucyl-tRNA synthetase 1 (gene iars1). The coding region runs from base 1 to 3813 and encodes 1270 amino acids. The record is from RefSeq and is a predicted model, not a curated record. The transcript is spliced from 33 exons. NCBI's taxonomy places the organism in Eukaryota, Metazoa, Chordata, Actinopteri, Spariformes, Sparidae. Gene Ontology annotation, biological process: isoleucyl-tRNA aminoacylation. Gene Ontology annotation, molecular function: isoleucine-tRNA ligase activity; tRNA binding; ATP binding.